AUGCGAGUUGCCCAGCGCAUGCGACAGAACGCGAUGAACGAAGCGGAGCUGCGUGCCAACGCUCAGACGAUUCUCUCGACGAUCCACCAGUCCCGACCAAAAACUACGACCUCGGCGUACGGGCCGAAGCAAGAGGAGUUCGAUCAAUUUUGCCAACGCAAACAGUACAGCGACGGCGCUACGGUUACGGAGGAGAAGCUUCUACUCUUCCUCGUCGACGAGGUAGCAGGCCGGCCCUUGAAGGUACGGAGUCGCAAAGCCGCCGCCGACACCCCGCAGGACGAGACUCGUCUGGCCUGGCGGUCCGUCCGAACAUAUGUUGCCGCAAUUACGGAUCUUUACCGUACGCAAAAGGCCCUUGGAAUGAAUACGCACCCGUCGCCUCGCGAAGACAACGUACGAGAGUACCUCAAGUCCCUACAACGUCGGGAUGCCCAGCGGGACAAGGAGAAUUAUGCCGAUAAAGGCCGCGAUACGCUUCUCGAUGGCUACUCGGAGUCCGAAUUUGAGCGCGGAUGCCCGGAGCUCUGGGUUCACAGCGGGACAUCGACCGAGUGCCAUUUUCGGACCCUCGUGGAUCUCCUUUUCGGCCAUUAUCUCCUCACCCGCGGCGGCGAUCGUCGGGCCGCGGAGAUCUCAGACCUUUUUACGUUCGAGUUUGCCGGCGAGGGUUCGACCCAUUGCAUGCCUCUCAUCUUCACGACGCGAGCCGGCAAGCAGAACCAGCACGGGCGCCUCGAGACUGCCGGUGCGUAUCGGAAUAGGAACCCGCUUAUCUGCAUCUUGGGUGGUCUCUCGUUUUACCUACUGUGUCGUUGGGAUCUCGGUAGUGAGCCAUUUCCCGAUUUCAGCCGGCGCUCCGCGUGGUACGAUAUCCGCCUGAUCAAGGGUAACGGUACUGACCGAAUGGCGGCCUUCUCGUACAACUCACAGCGCGACUGGGUUGUCAAAGCUUUCGCUUACGCUGGGGUCACGUCGCAGAAGAAGACGCACGUCGGCCGUAGCUCGGGGGCGAGGACGGCGGAACUGAAGGGUAUCAGUGAGGAUCAGAUCCGCCGGGCUGGUCGUUGGAAUCAAGAGCAGAUGGUCGGCUGCUAUUUGAACUCGCUGCCUCGCAAGUUCAUGCGCACUAUGGCCGGCCACCCGCCGCAGAUCGGAUGCUUCGAGAUACGCCGUGCCGGUGUGACGCCUCCGGAGGUCCUCCUUUCGAUGAUAUGGCCUGAACUAGACCGUUGGCGCGGUCGUUUCGGCCCGGGAACCGAGCAGGAGAACGACUUGGCGGCGAUGGGCUCGACAAACCUUCUUUUCUAUCUGCGCGAGGUUGUGUUGCAGGAUUCGGUUAUUUUGAUGAAGAAAUACCCCGGCAGCCCUGUGUGGAACCACCCUGUCUUCCGGCAUCCGGCUUACGCGCCGUUCGCCCAGCAGCUAUCGGACUUCAUCCUCGAAGAGGAGCGGCCGAGUCAGCUGGCUGUUCUAAUCCAAGCGAUGCCGGUCCUUGCCGACUACCUUCAAUCCGUCGACGCGCGGAACGAAGCCAGGACUUCUCAGCUUAGGACAGAGCUGACGGAGCAGCUCCGGGCUACAGAAGAACGUCUUGCAGAGGCCCAAUCGUCACUCUUUUCCAGCGGUUUCAAUUUACAACUCGCAGCCGCGACUCCCACCCCUGCCACCACGGCCGCGGUAGCGGUGGACGCCGUUGGACAAGUUGGGCCAGGGGACGGAAGCCGAUCUGUCUCGACGCAAUCGAGCAUCAUCGACAGCCGUGCCACGAGCCCCAGAGCGGCAGAUACGAUAAUAGUUAAGCCAGAGCCUCCGCCACAGUAUCAAAUGUGCCGAGCAGUAAAGACUGUCGAGGCACUUUGGAGUGAGUGGACGGAUGGCCUUCGCGGCGGGCCAGCCGUUGCCGACCUCAACAGCAGAUGGGGCAGCCGGUGGCGCGCCGGCCGGCAAAAUGAAUUGCAAUGGUAUUCGUUGCGGCUCGAGGUCAUUAGGGAGAUUCGCAAAAUUGCGAAGGCUCACAGGUGUAGUGAGGAGGCAGCGAUGCACAUGGUCAAUUUACAACAGCAACAAAGCGGGUGCUCGCUUGACUUGUUUUGUAAACAGCUUCGGGCGAACAGGAAGGCGCAGAUUGGACGUUCAAAGAAGUAG
Messenger RNA from Purpureocillium lilacinum, 2148 nucleotides. Lineage: Eukaryota; Fungi; Ascomycota; Sordariomycetes; Hypocreales; Ophiocordycipitaceae. The record is from RefSeq and is a predicted model, not a curated record.